Molossus molossus (Pallas's mastiff bat) is the source of this 2453-nucleotide messenger RNA. It is a transcript of the gene HSD17B4, whose product is annotated as hydroxysteroid 17-beta dehydrogenase 4. The transcript is spliced from 24 exons. NCBI's taxonomy places the organism in Eukaryota, Metazoa, Chordata, Mammalia, Chiroptera, Molossidae. The record is from RefSeq and is a predicted model, not a curated record. Gene Ontology annotation, molecular function: oxidoreductase activity. The coding region runs from base 100 to 2310 and encodes 736 amino acids.
UCCCACCCCGCCUCUGCCGCUGCCUGUCUUCUCCUGUCCCGCAGCAGUCUGAGCUCCUGAGGUUCUGUUUGUGUGUGUGCUUCGUUGCAGGCUGGACUCAUGGCCUCUCCACUGAGAUUCGACGGGCGGGUGGUAUUGGUCACCGGCGCAGGGGGAGGACUGGGCCGAACCUACGCUCUGGCUUUUGCAGAAAGAGGUGCAUCAGUUGUUGUGAAUGAUUUAGGAGGGGACUUCAAGGGAGUUGGUAAAAGCUCCUUAGCUGCUGAUAAGGUUGUUGAAGAAAUAAGAAGGAAAGGCGGAAAAGCAGUGGCCAACUAUGACUCAGUGGAAGCAGGAGAGAAGGUUGUGAAGACGGCACUGGAUGCUUUUGGAAGAAUAGAUGUUGUGAUUAACAAUGCUGGAAUUCUGAGGGACCGUUCCUUUAGUAGAAUAAGUGAUGAAGACUGGGAUAUAAUUCAUAAAGUUCAUUUGCGGGGCUCAUUCCAAGUGACCCGGGCAGCAUGGGAUAACAUGAAGAAACAGAAAUUUGGAAGGAUCAUUAUGACUUCAUCGGCUUCAGGAAUAUAUGGCAACUUUGGCCAGGCAAAUUAUAGUGCUGCAAAGCUGGGUCUUCUGGGCCUUGCAAAUAGUCUUGCAAUUGAAGGCAACAAAAACAACAUUCAUUGUAACACUAUUGCCCCUAUUGCUGCAUCACGGUUGACUCAGACUGUUCUGCCUUCAGAUGUUCUGGAAGCUUUGAAGCCGGAGUACGUGGCACCCCUGGUCCUUUGGCUUUGCCAUGAGAGUUGUGAGGAAAAUGGUGGCUUGUUUGAGGUUGGAGCAGGAUGGAUUGGAAAAUUACGCUGGGAGCGGAGCCUUGGAGCGAUGGUAAGACAGAAGAAUCAGCUCAUGACUCCUGAGGCAGUGAAGGCUAACUGGAGAAAGAUCUGUGACUUUGAAAAUGCCAGCAAGCCUCAGAGAUUUGGAGAAUCAAUUAGCAGUAUGAUGGAAGUUCUAAGUAAAAUAGAUGCAGAUGGAGGAGUUUCAACAAAUCAUACCAGCCAUACAGCAUCCUCAGAAGCCACGUCAGGAUUUGCUGGAGCUGUUGGCCAUAAACUUUCAUUUUCUUCUGCUUACACUGAACUGGACACGAUUAUGUAUGCUCUUGGAGUGGGAGCAUCAAUCAAGGAACCAAAGGAUUUGAAGUUUAUUUAUGAAGGAAAUUCUGACUUCUCCUGUCUACCUACCUUUGGAGUUAUUGUAGGUCAGAAAUCUGUAAUGAGUGGAGAAUUAGCAGAGAUUCCUGGACUUUCAAUCAACUUAGGAAAGAUUCUUCAUGGAGAGCAGUACUUGGAGUUAUAUAAACCAUUUCCCAGAGCAGGAACAUUAAAAUCUGAAGCAAUUGUUGCUGAUAUCCUAGAUAAAGGAUCCGGUUUAGUGAUUCUUCUGGAUGUGUAUUCUUAUUCUGGGAAGGAACUUAUAUGUUAUAAUCAGUUCUCCCUAUUCCUUGUUGGCUCUGGAGGUGUUGGUGGAAAACGGACAUCAGACAAAGUCAAGGAAGCUAUAGCCGUACCUAAUAGAGGUCCUGAUGCUGUACUUACAGACACCACCUCACUUAAUCAGGCUGCUUUGUACCGCCUCAGUGGAGACUGGAAUCCGUUACACAUUGAUCCUAACUUUGCUAGCUUAGCAGGUUUUAAAAAGCCCAUAUUACAUGGAUUAUGUACAUUCGGAUUUUCUGCCAGGCAUGUUUUACAGCAGUUUGCAGAUAAUGAUGUGUCAAGAUUCAAGGCAAUUAAGGCUCGUUUUGCAAAACCAGUAUAUCCAGGACAAACUCUACAAACUGAGAUGUGGAAGGAAGGAAAUAGAAUCCAUUUCCAAACCAAGACCCAAGAAACUGGAGACAUUGUCAUUUCAAAUGCAUAUGUGGAUCUUGUGCCAACAUCUGGUGUUUCAGCCAAGAUACCUUCUGAGGGUGGGAACCUUCAGAGUACCUUGAUAUUUAAGGAAAUAGGUCGCCAUCUUCAGGAUGUCGGGCACGAGGUGGUAAAGAAAGUAAAUGCUGUAUUUGAGUGGCACAUCACUAAAGAUGGAAGUACUGCCGCUAAGUGGACUAUUGACCUAAAAAAUGGCAAUGGAAACGUGUAUCAAGGCCCCGCGAAAGGCUCUGCUGAUGUAACGGUCACACUCUCGGAUGAAGAUUUCAUCAAUGUGGUCCUGGGCAAGCUGGAUCCUCAGAAGGCAUUCUUUAGUGGCAGACUGAAGGCCAGAGGGAACAUCAUGCUGAGCCAGAAGCUUCAGAUGGUUUUCAAAAACUAUGCCAAGCUCUGAAGGACGAGCUGCAUUGUUAAUAAAAAUGGAAGAAUACUCUCUCCACCCAAAUACGCGGAAGUGAUUCAGCAAAAAUGUUCAAAACCGACAUCAGGAGAAAUCGCUUAACUUUCAAAUUUCAGCUAACUUUUCAGAUUUUCAUU